AUGGAACCUAAGAAUUACAGCACUAUUCGCAGUAUUCUCAAACAAGAACGGGGGGAAAAGAUUUCCCCUUAUGUUUUUAAGUUAGUCAAUCCUCAACCGGUUAAAGAGUAUUUAGAAAAGGAGGGAAUUACUUAUGAGACUUACCAGCAAGAAGUAGUAAACGAGCCAAAAAAGACAACAAAAGAGAAAUUAAUUGCGGGUUAUAAAGCCAGUGCUAAAAGUGAAAUCUAUUUAGUGGAUUUUAAUCGGAAGCGAGAAAGAGAAAUCUUUAAAAUCCGCCCUGCGGUAGUAGUUAGCGGUGAUCUCCAAAAUGAAUAUGAUAAGCAAAUAUUAAUGGCUCCUAUUAGUGCCGAGGAGGAAUUAAUUCAGAAAAGCAAACCCCGAAUAUUGGAAUAUUUAGGAGUUGCUAGUCCCAAAACAUUACGGCAAAUAAAAGAAACUUUAAAAGUAGUUUUAGAGUUAGAGUAA
This is a messenger RNA of Diversispora eburnea, 468 nucleotides long. Lineage: Eukaryota; Fungi; Glomeromycota; Glomeromycetes; Diversisporales; Diversisporaceae. The record is from the annotation of a GenBank genome assembly.